GCAUUCGACCCGACCCGGGCUCCCCGAACCCAACCUGGGACUGAACCAUGUUAAAAAGUGACAUGUGUUGCUUUUCAAAUGCCCCUUAUCCAAAGGAAAGCAUAAUCCAAUAGUACUUCCAAUGAAAAUCUGAAUGUGAUGGUGGCAAGCGGAUGGACAGGAAAAAGAAGAGAGCUCCACAAGUUGUUUUUACAGCAAGCUCCUCCUUUCCAUAUCCCAUUUUUCACCAAUCAAAGAAGCCAUAGCGAGCCCAAGAUUAGAAAUUAUAGAAACCCAGUGAGGGUUAAGGUCUCUACUGACACCAGACCACAUCAACUGCCCUCCUACAAUGAUUUCAAAGAAGCCCAUUUUCUGAAAUUGCUCCAUAGGUCCUGUAAAGCAGGGAACUAUGAUGAGGGUCUUUAUUUUCUUGAGUGUAUGGUGAAUUUGGGUCACAAGGCAGAUGUGAUUCUUUGCACAAAGCUCAUCAAGGGGUUUUUCAACUCGAAAAGUGUGGAUAAAGCGGAGAAAGUAAUGCGAAUUCUGGAGAGAUAUGGUGAGCCUGAUAUAUUUGCAUACAAUGCUUUCAUUAGUGGUUUAUGUAAAGUGAAUCAGAUUGAUACAGCAAAUGAAGUGUUGAGUAGCAUGAGGGCUAGAGGAUUUGCGCCAGAUGUGGUGACGUAUAAUAUUAUGAUAGGCAGCCUUUGCAAUAGGGGGAAGCUUAAUUUGGCACUGGAAAUGUUGGAUCAGUUGAUAAAAGAUAACUGUCAGCCUACUGUGAUUACAUACACGAUCCUAAUAGAAGCAACGAUUCUUGAAGGAGGCAUUGGUGAAGCAAUGAAGCUCUUCGAUGAAAUGUUGUCUCGAGGGCUACAACCCGACAUGUACACCUACAACACGAUAAUUAGGGGAAUGUGCCGGGGAGGUAUGAUGGAUGAGGCCUUUACGUUUGUUAGGAACUUGACGAGUAGAGGUUGCAAGCCGGAUGUGAUAUCAUACAAUAUUUUGUUGAGGGCAUUGCUGAGUCAAGGAAAAUGGGAUGAUGGGGAGAAGCUGAUGAUUGAAAUGUUUUCUACAGGUUGUGAGCCAAAUGUAGUUACAUAUAGCAUCAUGAUAAGUGGAUUAUGUCGAGAUGGGCAAUUAGAUGAGGCAAUCAACUUAUUAAAGCUUAUGAUGGAUGAGGGACUUACUCCUGAUACUUACACGUAUGAUCCAUUGAUUUCAGCACUGUGCAAAGAAGGAAGGUUAGAUUUGGCAAUUGCAUUCCUGGAUUACAUGAUUUCCAGUGGUUGUUUUCCUGAUAUUGUGAACUACAACACGAUACUUUCUGCAUUGUGCAAAAAUGGUAAUGCUGAUGAAGCUUUGGAAGUUUUCGGGAAGCUUGCUGAGAGUGGCUGUCCCCCAGAUGUGAGUACUUAUAACACAAUGGUAAGUGCAUUGUGGAACAGUGGAGACAGGAGUAGAGCCUUGAGACUGGUUUCGGAGAUGAUCCAUAAAGGAAUCGAUCCUGAUGAGAUUACAUAUAAUUCACUUAUAUCAUGUCUAUGCAGAGACGGGAUGGUGGAUAGGGCUAUUGAGUUACUAGGGGAUAUGAAGAACAGUGAGUUCUUACCAACCGUUGUCACUUACAAUAUUGUGCUUCUUGGAUUAUGCAAAGCUCACAGAAUUGGCGAAGCUAUCUCUAUACUGGAAGAAAUGGUUAAAAAGGGUUGCCAGCCGAACGAGACUACAUACGUUCUACUAAUUGAAGGUAUCGGGUUUGCAGGAUGGAGAGUGGAGGCCAUGGAGCUCGCGAAUUCUCUCUAUAAGAAAAAUGUAGUUUCCGGUCAGGCUUUGAGGCGUUUGAAUAGAACAUUUCCUAUACCUGGUUUUUAUGGAGACUUCAGCAAAAUGGAAAUUAAAAGCUAGUUUUGUGUUCCUCUGACCUUUUUUUACUUUCAUUCAUUAGCAUUCUAUUUCUUGAAACUUCUACUUCAUUCUGUUUCCUCUGUCUUAUGUGGGAAUGGCUAAUCAUGAGUUCAUCA
This is a messenger RNA of Sesamum indicum (sesame), 2003 nucleotides long. RefSeq names its product Pentatricopeptide repeat (PPR-like) superfamily protein. The record is from RefSeq and is a predicted model, not a curated record. Gene Ontology annotation, molecular function: mRNA binding; protein binding. NCBI's taxonomy places the organism in Eukaryota, Viridiplantae, Streptophyta, Magnoliopsida, Lamiales, Pedaliaceae.